Messenger RNA from Poecilia latipinna (sailfin molly), 1660 nucleotides. Its product is annotated as oocyte zinc finger protein XlCOF22-like. Gene Ontology annotation, cellular component: nucleus. The coding region runs from base 101 to 1660 and encodes 519 amino acids. Lineage: Eukaryota; Metazoa; Chordata; Actinopteri; Cyprinodontiformes; Poeciliidae. Gene Ontology annotation, molecular function: RNA polymerase II cis-regulatory region sequence-specific DNA binding; DNA-binding transcription factor activity, RNA polymerase II-specific. The transcript is spliced from 6 exons. The record is from RefSeq and is a predicted model, not a curated record. Gene Ontology annotation, biological process: regulation of transcription by RNA polymerase II.
GGCGGUAAAGCAACAAUGUGGAUACCAACAUUCAUAGAAGAAGAAGACGGUCCACGAUCUGUUGUUGAAUGUGCUAGUGUUUUUCCUGUAAAAAAAUAAAAUGCAUUCAGUGUAUUUAAUGUUUCCCGCUGAAGAAACUUUCACAGAAUUUAAAGAAAUUAUCGUCAAGUCGGAGGAAGAGAUGGAUGAUCAGCGCAGACUGCUGGAUUUCUCCCGGACUCCCCGGAUUAUUUUACACCGGAUAGACCACCUACAGCGUAACAUUUAUACGAGGGAGCAAAGUAACCAGGACAGGAUCUCCUCUCUGAAACAGAAAGAGCCAGAACAUCAGCAGAUAAAAGAAGAACAAGGUGAUCUAGAACAUCAGCAGAUAAAAGAAGAACAAGGUGAUCUAGAACAUCAGCAGAUAAAAGAAGAACAAGAUGAUCUAGAACAUCAGCAGAUAAAAGAAGAACAAGAUGAUCUAGAACAUCAGCAGAUAAAAGUGGAAAAGAAAGUUUACAAUCAGGGUGAAGAACAGCUCACACUACAAAACCAGGAGACUGAUACCUGCAUGGUGGUUCCUGUUUAUGAGCAAACAUCCCACACUGAAUCAGAACCAAACGGGAUCCAAGUCAUCAUCCAAGAAGCUGCUGAAGCUGAGAACCAAAAUCAGGAAAAGAGCAAUCCUAAUGACUUUGGAGCAAAGAGAGACGAAGAGAAGAAACAAAAGAGGCAUCAGAAAAUCGAACAGCAUGUUGACGGUUCAAAACAAAAAGGUCAGGAAAACCUUCCUGAAAGUAGUGACUUGACUAAAAAUACAUCAAGUACCACAUGCCAAAGGCCUUUCUCGUGUUGGAAGUGUUUCAUUCGAAAAGAUAAUUUUAAUUGUAACAUGACAGAUCACAAAGGUCAGAAACCUUUUUUAUGCGUUACUUGUGGAAAAGGUUUCAGUUAUACAAGUGAACUUAAUGUUCACAUGAGAGUUCAUACAGGUGAAAAGCCAUUUUCAUGUGAGAACUGCGGAAGAAGUUUCAGUAGACAGAAUAAUCUAACUGUUCACAUGAGAGUUCAUACAGGAGAGAAGCCAUUUUCAUGUGUGACCUGUGGAAAAGGUUUUAGUCUAAAGCAGCAUUUAGCUAUGCACAUGAUGGGUCACACAGGCGAAAAGCCCUUUUUGUGUGUGACUUGUGGCAAACAUUUCACUACAAAAAAUUCUUUGACUAUUCACGUGAGAAGGCACACGGGUGAGAAGCCUUUUCAGUGUAAGACCUGUGGAGAAUGUUUUAUUGAUCAGUAUUCUUUGACUAUUCACACAAGGAGUCACACAAUGUUGAAGCCAUUCUCAUGUGUGAGCUGUGAAAAAAGUUUUUCUCAAAGAAAGCACUUAACCAAGCACAUGAUCACUCACACAGGCGAAAAGCCUUUUACAUGUGCGAGCUGUGGAAAAUGUUUCAGUCAAAAAGCUUUUAACCAAGCCCAGUCACAUCGGGACAAUCGGCUGUGGAUGCCGAUUGUCCCGACCAAUCGGCAUCCACAGAGAUAUGACGUCAUCAAAAUGUUCCAGAAACAGACGGGUUUCAACAACAAUGACCACCUUCUUUGGUCAGAGCUGCGGGUCCGAUCUGAGCUGGCCUCCGUCUGCGGAGCUUCAGGCCGCAGUGGAUCUGGUUCCAGGUGA